CUGCAUGACACCUUUCUUUUCUAAUCCCUGUAGUUGUUAGGACUGCAACCCCCGUGAGCGCUUCGCCAAAGGGAUGCAAGGAAAGCAAAGAAGCUCAGUCGUCGGAGGACACUUUGCAUGACGGGACGGGGACCUGCAGGUGGAGAACUGCUUUUGGAAACUUUUGUGACUAUACUUUUUUUCUUAUAGUAGGGCCUGGCGAGUGACCCGACGCUCGAAUGCAUUUAUCACUGGAUACCAUGAGCAUGGUGGACGACAGCUGCCUCUCACCCAGCAACUUCCACGAACUGGGGAAAGGUGGGGGCGUCACCAUGGGGGGCCGAGUCCACAGCAUUGAUGUCAUCCUCGGCUUCAGCAAAGACCAGGAUUCCCUGCUCGGCUCCGCCGGGGCACCAGGGCCUCAGAAAGUGGACAUAGAUGCCUUGGCGGAGUCUGGGAAGCAGCAGGAGCAUCCGUCCUACAGUGGGCACCACUCCUCGCUCAGGAACAGCAGCUCAGAGCAGCAGCAGUACCACGACACAGGCUUAUUCACCAACAAGUGCGAGGAGGAGCUGAGCGAGCGCAGGAAGAGCGUGGACAGUGACGAUUGCAAGUCUCCAGACCCAUGCAAGGACAGUCAGCCCAAGAAGAAACACAGACGGAACCGGACCACCUUCACUACCUACCAGCUUCAUGAGCUGGAGCGUGCCUUUGAGAAGUCCCACUACCCAGAUGUAUACAGCCGUGAGGAGCUGGCCAUGAAGGUCAACCUCCCUGAAGUCAGAGUGCAGGUGUGGUUUCAGAACCGAAGAGCCAAAUGGCGUCGUCAGGAAAAGAUGGAUGCCAACACCAUGAAGCUCCAUGACUCACCAAUGCUGUCUUUCAACCGCCCGGCGCCAGUUCACACCAGCAUGGGACCCAUGUCAAACUCGCUCCCCCUGGACCCGUGGCUGACCUCACCCUUGUCCAGCGCCACACCGGUCCACAGCAUACCCGGAUUCAUGGGUCCACCACAAGGCCUCCAGCCCAGCUACUCCAGCCACAGCUUCCUCAACUCGGCUCCGCAUCCUCACCAAGCCAUGGGGCAGGGGAUGCAGAGUAUGGCGCCGCCACCUUACCAGUGUCCCGCACCGUACAAUGACAAAUUUCCCCUUGAGGACAUAGACCAGCGUAGCUCCAGUAUAGCAGCACUGAGAAUGAAGGCCAAGGAACACAUCCAGUCAAUGGACAAGACCUGGCAACCCAUGUGACUCACAAACAUGUGUGAGGAAGAAGAAUACAAACGGCGUUCUUCAUCUCUGGCAGGAUGAAGUAGAAACGCUAUGCAAUGGGAAUGCAUUUUUCAUUUUUUUGAACCAUGUCAUCUCAUGUCUGCUCAUCUCAAGGGUCUGAGGAAGAAACAUCCAUUCUGUUAUCAGAAAAAAAAAAGAUUUAAACUGCAAACAAUUAAAGCACAACUCUAGAAAACACCACAAAUACUGAAUAUUUACUUCAAUAUCUACUGCGCCUCUGUUGAGUUAAUGUCUGAAUGAAUGUAAUGUUUUUUGAAAUAUCAAUUUUAGUUCACUCCCUGCUUUUUUAAAAAAUGUGGCUUCUCAUCUUUCAUUUAACAUACUGUGCUUUUAAAAUUGUAAUUUGUGUGACUCCUAUAACAGUCAGCAUCACUCACAACACUCUGAAGUAAGUUGUGUUACGAGUGCAGCGAACUGUUUGCAUUCUAAUGCUCAAAGACGUUCAAAAACAGGCUUCAUGAAAGUAUAUGUAAAUCAAAAUUGAUGUUUAAAUGACAGAACUGUUUGAAUUUAAGCGACAAUUUGUUUUUGCUCGCGGCAGCACUAGAGUUUGUCGUUCACAGUACUUCUGAAAAGCUACUUUUUUAAGGUUCGCAUCAUACCUGACCAAUGAAAGAGGCACUGAGAGCCAUGUUUUUUUUUUUUGCUUAAAAAUCUUCAUUUCAAAGGACACUUUGGGGGGGGUAUUGUUAUAAUUCUUAUAAGAUUGUACACCUUUCGUUUGGCAAAAGGUACAACUAAGUCAUAGUAUCAAAUCCACGCGUCCAGAGUAAUGUGGAUAAAUUCUUAAAAAUAGUCAAGUGCAGAUGUUUUUUCGCCGUUUCGUCAACAUAUGGAAGAGAGAUGGAGUGACGCCAUGGCAGACGAGUGGACGAAGUAAGCCUGUUUUUGCUUGAGUGGCUGUUGGAGGAGAAACCUUGUUGGCAGCUCAGUGUUGGGAGGCUGCGUGUACGUGCGGAGCAGCAGAAAGAGGCCUGUGUGAUGCAUCACCCCACAUAGUUUAGUCUUUGUUCAGCACAAUUGAUCCAAGUGUAUCCUCUUUGUCUGGAACUGAAGGGGGGAAACGGUCUCAGGCAGCACUAAAUAGGCCCUUGUAACAAUUUUGGUGUUUUUCUUCUCAAUCAAAGCAGGACGAACAUCGAUUGUAGCUGCUUCGAUCAUUAGUGACACAAUGUGAAGUCUUAAACCAUCUGUUGGGCCUGAAAGGUACAAUAGAUCAAACAGUGAGGAUAGAUUUUGUCCUGAAUUUUCAUCCAGCCAAAUGAUUUCUAUUCCUUCGAUAGCAUUCAUCCUCCCAAGAACCUGUUUUAUCGCUGCUCUUUUGAGUGGUGGUAGUGAAUAAAUCAUCAGGUCUGCUGUUUGUUGUUUGGAUAAGCGAUGACAUCGGACCGCAUGUUGUGAACUCUGAGUGUGUCGUGGUGAUGCUGCUUUCCCACCAAGAAUAAGCCAAAGUGAAUGAAUGAAACUGCACUAGACGUCAGACAAUGUUUUUCUCAGUGAAAUGGCGCGGGGUGCUUUUCCUCCACGUCCUAGUUUCGUUCUACGUUCAAGUGAUGUUGUGCUUCUCUUUCUGUCUUGAUGUAUGUGUGAAAGAAAAUGAAGAGUCUGAAUAAAUAUA
Molecule: messenger RNA, 2889 nt
Organism: Synchiropus splendidus (mandarinfish)
Lineage: Eukaryota; Metazoa; Chordata; Actinopteri; Syngnathiformes; Callionymidae
Gene: rx1
Product: retinal homeobox gene 1
Exons: 4
Coding region: 219-1229 (336 amino acids)
Biological process (GO): positive regulation of transcription by RNA polymerase II
Molecular function (GO): RNA polymerase II cis-regulatory region sequence-specific DNA binding; DNA-binding transcription factor activity, RNA polymerase II-specific
Source: RefSeq, a predicted model, not a curated record